Podarcis lilfordi (Lilford's wall lizard) is the source of this 22828-nucleotide messenger RNA. The record is from the annotation of a GenBank genome assembly. Lineage: Eukaryota; Metazoa; Chordata; Lepidosauria; Squamata; Lacertidae.
GGCGGGGAAGCCGCCGAAGGUCUCCCCCGCCUCCCUUCUCCGUCCCUCCCCAUCGCAGCCUCCGGGGCACCGCCGGGUCGCUUCGGCUGCUGCAGCCGAGGCUGCCAUGGCGUGUGGAUUGGCCGCCAGGCUCCUCUCCUCCUUCUCCUUGCUCCUCUGCUUGGGUCGAGGCAUCGCCGCAGGUCGGUAUGCGAGGUCCGGGCUUGGGCGCACGUGGGGACGGGGCGAUCCGUGUCCCGCCGCGGGGCUUGUUUUGCGCGUUUGUUGGGCGCGCCCGGGGAAUGGGAGAGUGCCUGAAACAAACAGCCCGAGACACCUUCCCUACUUCCGAAGUUACUCGUGGGGUGAGGGGGAUAAGUAGGUUCCCCCCUAUUAAUAGCCUAAUGUCCCAGGGUGCUGGUUGCAAAAAUGUUAAAUACAGUUGUUAAAACAAUUGACAUCGCCCCCCUUCCCACUUCAGCUGGUAGCAGAUUUAAGGGCAGUGGCCCUUUAUUUUUUAAAAAGAAAGAAAACUUCCCUCAUUUCCCCCCAAUUUGCAAUUGUAACAGAAGCAAAGAGGAAAAAGAAACAACAACAUUUAUUAUGGCAGUCUUUCUGGCAAUAGGGCACAAGCUCUGUUCUGGCCCUGCCAACGAUCUGGAACGACUUUAUAGUUACUUAUAACUAUAUAAUAAACCCUGCUUCCUUCUGAAGCGUUCCAAGCGUGAUAUGUAAUCAUACGAUACAUAAUUUGAUAUUGUUGUGUAUACUGAUGAUUUGUCAUCUAGAUUGCCCAGGUGGCAUGCAGUCAGUUAAAAACAAUGAUUUGUAAAUAAAACAAACAAACAGUGGUACAAAUUCACCUAAUGCUCAACGCUGGACUACAGGAACUAUCCAUAAACAAAGUAAUUGCUUUUUAAUAAUAAUAAUAAUAAUAAUUAAUAAUCUAUCUCAGUCAUGCUCCCCUCACCUAGAUUCCAUCUUCUUUAGUUCAUUGCAACCACCAAGUAUGUAAGAACAUAUACAGUCCUGUACUUAAAAGUACUUGCCAUUGGAUCCAGCAGGACUUCUGCCUCUGAGUAGACUUGGGAUUGUGCUGUUUUUUCCUAACCACACUGCCUGCCAAAAAUGAAGAUAAAUAACUGAACAAAUUUUAUCAUAUCUCCAGUAGCCUCUGUGUGUGUGUGAGAGAGAGGGGGGGGGAGAGAGUUUAAUAUCUAUAUUCUCCAUUUCUGCCAAAUAAUGAUCAAGGUAGUUUACAGUAAAAAGGAAAAUGCGGUAGGUAAAAAUUAAAAUUAAAAACCAAAGUUAUAACCAACAAACUGACCCAGAUCUCUGCAGUAGGGCCAAAUUUCUGCCCACGGCACCCCACAUUGAUUGACCGUCAAAACACUGGCAAUAACUGGCUCCUGUUAAUUGGAAUCUGUUGGAAUUGUUAUUGGUCUGUUGUUUUUAACUUUGGGGCUGCUGCUGUUUUUUAAAAAUAAAAUAUUAAUAAACAGCAGUGGUUGGAGAGAAAGCCAGAUCAGAUUUAGGGGGGGCACGGGGUAGGAUAGGGGGUGAAGCGCUAUUGUGCAUUAAAACACAAUAUGAACAACAGUUAAAAAGCACCUUUACAAUCACAGAAAUACGGUGGGUUCCCCAAAUGUACUUCUCUAGUGUCAAAGGCCAGGGGUAAAAGGUUGCAUCUCCAUCAUCUUCUGACAGCUGCAUAAUGAAGGUUCCAGAUGCAUCUCUGUGGGGAAGGAGUUCCACAACUCGGGGGACGCCACCAAGAAGGCCCUCAUUUAGGCACCAACCCACUCCAAUAUUUUGAGGGCGGUCGAACUACCAAGCGCCCCCCUCUGCUGAUCUUAGCACCGAGAGGGUUUUGUAGGGAAGGGGGUGGUCUUUCAGGUAUUUGGGGUCUGAGUUGUGUAGGGCUUUAGGCACUAACAUGUGCACCUUGAAUUAGGCCUGGGAAUGAACAGGCAACCUGCUUUAAAACGGGUUAUGUGAGAUCUCGAAGGAACCCCAGCCAGCAAUCUGGCUGCUGUGUUUUGGACCUGCUUAGCAUUACUUUGGAGAUGAGUCAUCGUCCGCCUGGUCCGCUGCAGACUUUGAAUCCACGUACGCAGCAGGGUGGACGCUUUAUAAAUGUGAAAUGAUGGUUUGGCAGUCGUAGGGCAGCAGUCCAAGGAACAGUAAUGGGUCUGCUGUGUUGAAAGACGGUGCCAGACAGAAAUCGAACAGCACGAUAAAUGAGUGCCCUGAGAUGAUUGUGCUGAGGAAGAGAAUGGGUGGAUGCAAAGUCACGUUUCAGUGGAAACCCAUAAGAAGUGUCUUGAUGGAGAAGACCCAGAAACCAUUUUGGCCUGUAUCCUGUUCCUCACACUGGCCAAGAAGUCUACAAUCUGUGUCUCCUUUGUUGUUUGCCCUCAACACCUUUGCUUGUUUGUUUAUUUAGAGCAUUUACAUCCCACCCUUUAGAGUACAUGAAACGACUCCCAGUGUGGCUUACAAAAAACAGUUCCAAGACGGUCCUUGUCUUCAAACUCAGGAUCUUCAAGAAAAUAAAAUAGACACAUGGCGCACAAGGGAAGAAAGGAAGGGGAGGGAGGAGGAUAAAGCCAGCUCAAGCACAAGUUCUUCAAGUUAUAAUUCUUUAAUUAUUAUUUAUUUAUUUGUUUGUUUAUUUAUACAUACCCCGCCACUCUGGGUGACUUCCAACAAAAUAUUAAAAAUACAAUAAAACAUCAAACAUUAAAAACUUCCCUAAAGAGUGCUGCCUUCAGAUGUCUUCUCAAAGUCAGACAGUUGUUUAUUUCCUUGACGUCUGAUGGGAGGGCGUUCCACAGGGCAGGUGCCACUACCGAGAAGGCCCUCUGCCUGGUUCCCUGUAACUUCACUUCUCGCAGUGAGGGAACCACCAGAAGGCCCUCAGAGCUGGACCUCAGUGUCCGGGCAGAAUGAUGAGGGUGGAGACGCUCCUCCAGGUAUACUGACAGGUAUAAAGACACCACUGGACUCCAUCCCUCCUCAGCCUCAGCCAGCAUGGCCAGUGGUCAGGGAUGAUGUGAGCUGGAGCCCUACAAAUCUCUGGAGAGGGCCACAGUCUCCCCUCCUCUCUGGCAUCGCAGCUAACCCUGUCUUACAAGAUGGUAGAGCUGGUUUCUACCUUUUCCUGCUGCUUGAGCUCCUCAGAGGAAACAGUGGCAUACAAAUGUUGGAAAUAAAUACGCCACUGCUUUGCAUGAAUGAAUGCAGUGAUUUUUCUUUCCCCUUUGGCCACCCACAGGGACGGAGGAGGUGGUGAUUGGGGAGGUGGAAGGAAACGUCACCCUCGUGUGCCGGAACGUGUCUCCGCGAGCGGUCAAGGUGGAAUGGUUUCACGGGGACCCGGGAAAGAUCCCCAUCCUCUUCUCGUCGGACGGCAGCCUCCCUUCCGACGCUCGCUUCUCCCUGGUGAGGAACAGCUCCUUCCACAUCUCAGGCUUGCGGCUGCAGGACGAAGGCAACUAUACCUGCAGAGAGGUCCUGAAUGAGACAGAUCACAGACACAGGAUUCAGUUGCUCGUUGCCAGUAAGUUGCUGUCUUCCUUCUUUGCAUGGCCUUUUCUCUUUAUUAUUUUAUAAUAAUUUUUAUUUGAUUAAAAAAAGUAAAAAGUAAAUGUACAACAAAAUCAAUUGCAAAUCCAUAUACUGUAAAGAGAUUGCUCUGAAUCUCAAGACCUCCCCUCAUUCCUUCCAUGAGUCCUAAUAUCAACAUUUACAACUGCAUAUCAAUCCGUUAUCCACUUUUUUUUAUCCAUCUGAGUUAUCCAUAGUUUUUGUUACCUUACAAGUGAGAUUAAAACCCUGCUAAUGUUUUCAUCUGCUUACAAUGGUCUCCUAAAUAAAUUAUAAAUUUCCCCAUUCUUUUUAAAAGUUCUUGUCUUCUUGGUUCCUGAGCUUGCCAGUUAGUUUUGCCGUUUUGGCAUAGUCCAUCAACUUGGUUUGCCAUUCUUCCCUGGUCAGGACUGUUUCUUCUUUCAGUCUCUGGGCUAAUAGCAUACGUGCGGCUGUUGUUGCAUACAUAAAUGUACUUUUCUGAUCCUUUGGUAUCUCAGUACCUAUAAUUCCUGAUAAAAGGCUUCAGGUUUUUUAACAAACAUUAUUUUAAACAUUUUUUUCAUUUCAUGAUAUAUCAUCUCCCAGAAAGUUUUUAUUACCUCGCACGACCACCACAUAUUGUAAAAGGUACCUUCUUUUCUUUACAUUUCCAGCAGAUAUUUGUGUUUGUUCUAUAUGUUUUUGCUAACUUAAAGGUAAAGGUACCCCUGACUGUUAGGUUCAGUCACAGACAACUCUGGGGUUGCAGUGCUCAUCUUCCUCUAUAGGCCGAGGGAGCUGGCGUUUGUCCGCAGACAGCUUCCGGGUCAUGUGGCCAGCAUGACUGAGCUGCUUCUGGCGAACCAGAGCAGUGCACGGAAACACCGUUUACCUUCCCACUGGAGUGGUACCUAUUUAUCUACUUGCACUCUGACGUGCUUUCGAACUGCUAGGUGGGCAGGAGCUGGGACCAAACAACGGGAGCUCACCCCGUCAUGGGGAUUUGAACUGCCGACCUUCUGAUUGGCAAGCCCUAGGUUCUGUGGUUUAACCCACAGUGCCACCCGUAUGAGUCAAAUACCACCUGUACAUCAUUUUCAUAUAAUUUUCUUUCAGCGUACAACAUGCUGUGAAUUUCAAAUCUGUUUUCCAAUUUGCUUGGCGUUUCUUGCUCUUCAGCCAGCUCAGGGGUAGCAUGGUAUUCUCCAUUUGUUUUUGGAUUACAAGUCCCAUAAUUCCCAACUUGGUUGUGUUAGAUCGGGGUGUUGUAGUACAACAAAAUCAGGAGGCCGCUGUGUUGACUUACUGAGGCUACAUUUCUUCAGGCAGCGCUGAUUGAUUGAUUACAUUUCUAUGCCUCUUUUCAUUCAAAUGAAUGAAAGUGGCUUACAAACAAUAAAUAACAAUAACAAGAUGGAACAUAACAGGACAUAACAACGACAGCAUAAAUUGAAUAGAAUAAUUAACAAAUCAUCAGCAAAACAGUUAACAAAGUGGCUAAAAAAACUAAGCUAAACAUCACAAUUAAAGUCAUAUUACAGUGGUACCUCUAAUUACGAACUUAAUUUGUUCCGGAGGUCCAUUCUUAACCUGAAACUGUUCUUAACUAAAGGCGUACUUUUGCUAAUGGGGCACAUGAUUUCCAUUCUCAUCCUGGGGCAAAUUUCUCAACUUGAGGUAACUCUUCCAGGCUAGCGGAGUUUGUAACCUGAAGCGUUUGUAACCUGAGGAGUUUGUAACUUGAGGUACCACUGUAUAUGAUUAACAAAUCAAUACAGCAUUUAUAAUCUAUAAAAUGAUAUUAACAACAUUAAUAAAUUAGCAACUAAAGAAUGAACUAAGCACUGUUAAGUUCAUACACACACUCGCCACACACUAAUGACUCAUAAACUUUCACUCCAUUCAUUAAAAUACAUAUGAUGCCUGUGGCAGCAACUCCCUUCUGAAUGCUCCUCAGGCUGGAGGUGGGGCAGCCCAAAUGAAACCAACCACCCCCUGAUGGCAAACAUGAGUCUCUCUUCCCUCAGGGUUCUCCCUCUGGAAACAGCUCCUUUUUGAAGGCUCCUGGGGUUGAAGGGUAGGGCAAGGCAGGCGGGGAAAGCCAUUACCUGCUGGCCAACACAGUUUCUCACCCCUAGGAAGGGGAGAGGGCUCUUGAGCUUGGGUCCUGCUUGAGGGUUUCCUACGGGCAUUCGGGGGGGGGGGACGACCAUGAAAAGAGGUUGCUAGAUGGACCAUUGGUCUGGUCCCACAGGCUCUUCUUGCAUACUUCAAGCAGCUUUCUUGGUUGACCAAAUGGUCUUUGUAGUAAUAUAGGAAGAUAGGUCAGUUGAUUUGUUUUUAUCAGAUUAUGUUUGUACAGUUGUACCUCUGGUUGCAAAGGGGAUCUGUUCUGGAGCCCUGUUCGCAACCUGAGCAAAACGCAACCCACGUCUGCGCGUGCCGCGAUUCGCUGCUUCUGCGCAUGCGUGUGAUGUCAUUUUGAGCAUCUGCACAUGUGUGAGUGGCGAAACCCGGAAGUAACCCUUUCCAGUACUUCCGGGUCACCGCAGGACACAACCUGAAAACGCUCAACCUGAAGUAAACGCAACACGAGGUAUGACUGUAUACACAUUGGAAACCACCCAGAAUGGUGGGGGCAACCUAGUCAGAUGUGCAGGAUGCAAACAACAACAACAACAACAACAACUUUAAUAAUAAUUAUUACUACAGUGGUACCUUGGGUUACAUAUGCUUCAGGUUACAUACGCUUCAGGUUACAGACUCCACUAACCCAGAAAUACUUUGCUUCAGGAUGAGAACAGAAAUCGUGCUCUGGUGGCAUGGCAGCAGCAGGAGGCCCCAUUAGCUAAAGUGGUGCUUCAGGUUAAGAACAGUUUCAGGUUAAGAACGGACCUCCGGAACGAAUUCAGUACUUAACCCGAAGUACCACUGUAGUACUAUUAUGAUUCCAAUGGCCAGCAGCCUCUUUUGCCCAGGAGAUGACUAGAUUGCUCCAGGAAGGUCUGGUACCCAGCCCUUGCAGAACAGAUACCCAUUACAACUGCACAAUGACCUCUCCUCCUCAUCCUUCCUCAGCAAAGUCCUCCUAACUGCCACCCCCCUAAUGGGAGCCCUGUUAUUGUCUUACUAACUGGUUCACCGCCUCCUUACUUCCUGGCUUCGUUCCUUGCACAGCACCCUGUUUGCUUUUGAGGUGUGCUUUGUUGGUCAUCGUGAAGCAUGAGCGAGCUGAACAGAAGGCGGCACCUUUUUCGUUGCAGGACGUUACAGCUCCGAAAGGCUGCGACCUUGAGGCUGGGGGCCAGCAAGGGGAAGCGCGUCAGUGCAGGCUGGACCGAAGUCCAGAUAUCUGCCAUGCAGGGAGGGACAGGGAGAGGGCUGCUUGCCUUGUUUCCAAAGGCCCUGAUGAACCACUGCAGCAAAACUGGAAAUUGCUGAACCUUCAGGAAUCUUUGCAGAUGGACGCUGGCAUCCCCUUUUAAGGCAGAGUGGCUGUUUUGCAUGUGGGGUGUUUGUGUGUGUUGACCCUCUCCCCACCCCACAUAUUUCCUCCCCCCCAAUUUUUUAAAAUUAGUUUUCACAAUAUUAUAAACAAACAAACAAACAAACAAACACACAAGACAAACAAACAUAAAUCAUAGCCUUAUUGAAAAUUACACUUAUUAACUUUGUUAAGUGACUUCCUCGCUUCCCCUUGGUUGAAUUUCAAGGCAUGCCCUUUUAAUGGUUUUCCAAAUCCCAAUUAUUAUGAAAUUUAACUUAAACAUUAACAUCCUUAAAUCUUCACCUUAUGGAAUUAAACAUAUUAAUUCAUCACUUAACAUAAAAUCCUAAGCCAAUUAAGUAUCUGCAAGCUAUUUUCAGUUAAUUUAACUUAACAAAUUUAACUAGAUACGUAAUCAUUAAAUUUAUUCCACUCUUCCUGAUACUCCUCCUCCUUCUAGUCGCGGACUCUUCCAGUUUGGUCGGCUAGCUCCCCCCCACAUAUUUCCAGCUAAAAGGAGCAGGAGUUGGGAGACAGCUGCUUCCUAUAUUCCUUUGUCUCUAGCCCGCAUGUGGGGCAAACCCCUCCUCCCCGCCUCUCAGCAGCAAAACUCACAGGGGGAGAUCAGUGGUGGAACAGCUGCUUGGGAUGCCAGCACAGCCAGUUCUGAGGUUGACGGACCAGUGGGUUGACUCGGUCUAAGUCAGCACCCUAUGCUCCUGUUUAAUCCUUAAUUGGAGCCAUGAGGACUAGAAUCCUGCUUUAUUUCUGGGGAAAGCAGAGUGCAAGAGUAUCUGCUUGGUCACUGGCAUCUGCAGGUAGGGCUGGGGAAAGACUUCUGACAGCUGCUCCCAGGCGGUGCAGCCAAUACUAAGCUUUAAAGGAUUAAAUCAUGGAUGGGAAGGCUAUCAAUGGCUGCUGGCCACAGUGGUUAUGCUCUACCUCUACUGCCUGAGUUGUGGGUUCGAGUCCCGCAUUGGGCAAAAUAUUCCCGCAUUGCAGGGGGUUGGACAAGAUGACACGCGGGGUCCCUUCCAAUUCUAUGAUUCUAUGAUUAAUUCAGUUGUUUGCCUUCAUAGCCCAGUGGAGGGAGAGCAAGGUCUGGGUUCAGGACCACGGACAGUGCCCUUUACAGCCAAGGUCAAACAUCCAAGGUUUCUCAGAAAAGUCCUGGAGCAUCUGGCUGAGUUUUACAAAAUUUAUUUGCAAAUGGUAAUAUGAACUUGAGAGAUAAUCCCCUGAUAGGAUACUUAUUGGCAGCUGUAGCUAUCCCUUGAUAAAUUUCAUUCCAGAAUAAAGUACCCUGCAUUCCCACAAGAAAUAGGAAGCUGCCCCCUUUGUUCCCACAACCUCUCCAACAAUUUGUUGGAAGCAAUAUGAGAUAGUUAAACAGCUUUUAAAAGUAUAGUCAUACCUUGGAUCCCAAACGCCUUGUAAGUCAAAUGUUUUGGCUCCUGAACGCUGCAAAUCUGGAAGUCAGUGUUCUGGUUUGUGAACGUUCUUUGGAACCUGAAUGUCCAGCGUGGCUUCUGAUUGGCUGCACGAGCUUCCUGCAGCCAAUUGGAAGCUGUGCCUUGGUUUCUGAACAUUUUGGAAGUCAAACAGACUUCCGGAACAGAUUCCAUUUGACUUCUGAUGUACCACUGUAUAUCCUUUUUCUUUUUUUUAAGUACCUGUCUCUUUCACCUGCUUUCCAGGUGGCCCCACCAAGGUGAAUGUCAACAUUGGUCCUGCCACAGCGCUACCAAAUGGCACCCUCUACGCCCAGAGACACGGGACCCUCAACUUCUCCUGCACCAGCGACUCCCGCCCAACCUCUGCGACCAAAUGGGAUUUCUCCCAGUCUGGCUCCGGGCAGGAGCCCUUCACGGAAGUCAACAGCUCCCUGAGCUACUUUACCCUCUACAAUUUGUCGCCCAGCUUGCAAGGAAAUUACUCGUGCUCGGCAACUAACCUGCUCAGCCACCGGCAGCAGACCGUCACCCGUGAACUCCUGAUCUACUGUACGUAUACUAAUAGGAAACGUUUGCAUAGGGUCAUUGCAGAGUUUGGCCUUAAAAGCACUCAGUACAGUGCCCUGCAUCCCAUAGAACAUGAUGGCCCAGCUAAACAUUGUGAUACAUCAAUAUAUCAUGAUGUCUGAAAUAAGGAUGGAACUAUGUAGAGGCAAACAGUAGGGCCAGGCAAUAUCUGGUUUUCAGCAUCGUGAUAUAUCACCAGCUAAACGUUGUGAUAUUCUGAUAUAUCACAAUGUCUGAAAUAAAGAUGGAGCUAUGUAGAGGCAUGGGCUGGCUUGAUGGUUUUCCCCACUGUGAUUUUUUGCACAGCGCAUACCCACCCACACCAUGAUUUGUGAUCAAUGCUUUUUUUUCUGGAAAAAAGGUGGGGAAAAUCACAACAAAGUAAGCUUGUUUGUUGCAGGCCCAGUCACAGUGCUCCCUGCCCCGCCGGCAGUGGCUAAAUGUAAUAUGUGAUGAAUAAAUUGAAGCAGAAAAUGAUCUGGGUUCGAAAUGGCUACAACUUUAUUGAUUACAGAUAUAGGGUGGAUUUUUGGCUCAGGCAUUGGGUGUAUAUCCCUUCCAGCUUCCACCCCACCCCCCGGACAAAAAAUAAUUAUUUGAUUUUUAAAAGGUUAGGGAACUCGGUUUCCCCUGAGUUCCUGCUCAAAAAACCCCCAUUUGCGAUACAUUGCCAGGUCAAAAACUGUGAAACCGAUAUUAUGGUAUGGACUUCAAACCAGUUUUGGAGGGUAUAUUGAUAUAUCACCCAGCCCUAGCAGGAAAUUGUCCUUUCUUGGAACCCUGGAGGGUUGCUGCCAGUCUGUACGGACAAUAGGAAAGUCUCCUAGGACAGGAGAAGUGAUUCAAUGGCAGAACAUCUGCUUUGCAUGCAGAAGGUCUUGCGUUCCUUUCCAGGUAGGGCUCGGAGAGAGGCGAGCAUACGAACGAAUUGCAUGUCGACGCAAAAUAAGAAUGGAUAAAUACAGUGGUACCUCAGGUUACAUACGCUUCAGGUUACAUACGCUUCAGGUUACAGACUCCGCAAACCCAGAAAUAGUGCUUCAGGUUAAGAACUUUGCUUCAGGAUGAGAACAGAAAUCGUGCUCCGGCGGUGCAGCGACAGCGGGAGGCCCCAUUAGCUAAAAUGGUGCUUCAGGUUAAGAAUAGUUUCAGGUUAAGAACGGACCUCCGGAACGAAUUAAGUACUUAACCUGAGGUACCACUGUAUGAAGAAAUCUGGAAUGAAUAUUUAAGCAAUAAGGCGGAUAGUAGUAGGAAGUAGAGGGAGGAGAGAGAGGUGGGAAAAUAUUGUUUUAAAAGGUGUAGUCAUAGGUAUAUCAGUGUAUCCAAAUCUGAAUUGUCAAAUUGUGUUAUUACUGUUAUUAUGGUUUUUGUUGUAUGCCGGUGUUGAUGGUACUGAGCUUAGAUGAAGCAACGGUCUCGGCAUAAGGCAGCUUCCUCUGUGCCAGGAAGGAAAGCAGAUACUGGACCACUGAGUUCGCCAAGUAAGCUGAGGGCAGCUUCCUAUGCACCCCCCAGGCCUUCAGUUUAACCACAACACCACCCUCUAAAGGCAGGGAGGCUGCCGUGGGCCCCCCAGUGAUGAUCUCCGUGGGCUGUCGUUCAGCGUCAAAGAUGGCGUUUUCUCAUAUAUCCUGAUCCUAAACUGCUUAGGCCUUGAAAGGGUAUUUUGAGACUCCUGAGGGAAUGCAGCCCUUGAAGGAAGUCUGUUAUGAAACAAAAGCAUAGGGUAGAUGAAAGCAGAGUGAAAAGAGGGUGGCCUUCUGCUUCUCUCUCUUUCCGUCUCUCUCCCCAACACCCCCUUCUCUCUCCCUCUCUCUCUAUCUUCUUGACACCCCUCCUCUCUCAUUCUCUCUCUUCCCAACACCCCCUUUUCUCUCUCACCUUUGCUCCCCACCCAGUGCCAGGAAAGGGACAGAUUGCUCUUGCUGGAGGUCUUGAUGUGGGAAAAACCCCACCUAAAGUCUGUUGCAACCGAGUGCCUUAGUCACCAACAAUGGUGAGUGACGCUUGAGGAUUCUCUAAAAGCAAAAUUUUAUUUCUUGUACGAAAGGUUACUGCAGGUAUCAGCGAAGCGACCGGAGACAGAACCCAGAUCUCUGUUUACACACAGUUUUGAUAGUCGUAUAGAUUAGACCUGCAAGACACCCAGUGAUAAGAGUCUUAACCGCAAAGGCUGAUGUUUCCACACUUCAGCUAGCUAGGCAUUUUUCCUGUUUAUACCCCUGUUUUAAAGGUCAUGGCCUUAAAAUUUUCCUUUACACACUCCCCUUGUGGUUUGCACUUUCUCUGUCCCUCAAGCUUGCAUGAAUUUAGCAUGAAUACAAGGAGAAUACAGUAGUACCUCGGGUUAAGAACUUAAUUCAUUCUGGAGGUCUGUUCUUAACCUGAAACUGUUCUUAACCUGAGGUACCACUUUAGCUAAUGGGGCCUUCCGCUGCUGCCAUUCCGCUGCUGCAUGAUUUCUGUUCUCAUUCUGAAGCAAAGUUCUUAACCCGAGGUACUGUUUCUGGGUUAGCGGAGUCUGUAACCUGAAGCGUCUGUAACCCGAGGUACCACUGUACAUGAUGAUGGUGCCAGCCUGCAACAAGAUGCGUUAGUCUUGCUUCAGCUACAACAAAGAUGGAGGUGGUCUUGCUUCAAUUACAACAGUCUGAACUUUUCGCUUGCUGAGGGCCACAUGAAAUUGGUGGGGUGUGGAUUACUCAUGCCUGCUUCAGGCCUGAACACCCCAGUUCCCCAUGGCCAGCCAUGUCUUUACCUGCCCUGCUCCAAAAAACAUAUAUAACCUGUAGGGCAGUUGGACAUGGCUUGGCCCAAACAUCCUGCUGGGCCAAAUGGGAAGGCCUAGCGGGCCUAAUCAAGCCUGUGGGCUGUAGGUUCCUAACCUCUGCUUCAAGGGACACACUGAUGAAAAUUAGGCAUGGGAGAACGGGGAAUGAUAUGGGCAGGAGACCUUCGUAUGUGAACACUAGAUUGUUUUGUACAUGCAGAAUGGCCCCAAAAUAAAAAAUCCUCUCAGGCUUAUAUAUAGCUGUAUCUUGCAACUCGUACGUUUCGGCUCCUGGAUGAUCAAAAACCGGAAGUGAGUGUUCCGGUUUUUGAACGAUUUCUGGAAGCCGAACAUCUGGCACAGCUUCCACGGCUUCCGAUUAGCUGCAGGAUGCUCCACGUCUUGGUUUUUGAACAGUUCUGGGAGUCGGACAGACUCUGUUCGAGAACCAAGGUACGACUGUAUUUUUGCGGAAGAGAAGGUGAAUGUUUGGUCUCCUUGGCUCUGCCCUUUACCCAGCUUCACCUAGAGAGCCCGCCCUGCCCAUCCCUUAUUACAAUAAUGCACACAGGAAUCUUAUUUGUUUUGCCUGUGGAGCUUUCGUGUUGAAAAACAGGUUCUGGGGCUAAGCCCAGGGAGGAGGCAGCUCAGUUCAGCUCUUUCAUUCUACCGUCUGCCUUAUUUCUCAAAUGACCUGUCCAAAGCCUCUGAAAGUCAUUCUGGGAUAAUAACAUUUUUUUAAUGGGUCGCAAGAAUUUAGAAAAACAAUCCUGAACUUUUGCAGACAUCCAGACCUUUUGGGUGGCUCGAGGUUAAAUCACAUCCUAUGCUUCGGACAGCUGUGUUUUCAUGCUGGAUUUCCACUGCAUAUCUUGGGAUUUCAGCUGGGUGCAUGUUCUGAUUUCAUGUCAGAAUUCUGAGGCAGGUUGCAGAAACAGCAGUGCAGAAAAAAUGGAAGGGGGCGGGGACACCAAUUGUAAAAAAUAUAUUAAACCAUUGCAUCGUGUGUUUUUUAAAAAAUUAAAAAUCCACACAGUGUGCUAUGGAUCUGACACAUAUUCACAUGUUCUGUUUAGCUGCCUUCCAAUGACCCAUCCGGCUCAAUAUUGCCUACACUGACUGGCAGCAGCUCUCCAGGGUUUCAGGCAGGGAGUCUCCCCCCCCCCCCCAGCCCUACCUGGAGAUGCCACCGGGGAUUAAAGCUGCCCUGCAAAGCAGAUGCUGUACCGCUGAGCUGCGGCCUGUAAGGUUUUAAAGAUUGCAGAACACCUCCACCUGUUAAUCUUGUGAAUUUCUAUGCCUUCCUCAGAUCCUCCGCCAUCACUGCCUCGGUGCUGGGCUCAAACCUCCGCGGAAGGCUCUGGAGGGGUGCAGCUCCUUUGCAGCUGGACCGGGGGUUACCCGCACCCCACACUUCAGUGGACCAAUCUGGGGAACCUGAGCCGGGACAGUAACGUGACGGGCAUUGCGGACACCAAUGUGGCCGCUUUGAACGGCUCGCCUCUGCUCUCUGGGAAGGAGUUUGUGUGCCGCGGGAUCCACCUAUUGCAGCAGACUAGCCAGGCCUGCACCGUGAAGCUGGGUGAGUCAACAGACUGAUAAAACCCUAUUUUAAAGCCAUCCCAAGUUGACCUUCACUGCCUCCUGUGUUUGUCUUCCUUGCUUUCUCGAUACGCCUGUUUCAAUCACUCUCCCCACCCCCCGCCUUCUGUUUCCUCUGGUUUAGAGGCCCCUUCGCUUGUGUCCGACCCCAUGAGGAGCUGCUUCGUAGGGGGAGCCACCAGGAUGACGUGUCAGGCCAGCGCCGGAAACCCCCCUGCCAAUAUUUCCUGGCUGCGCAACAUCUCCCGGACCCAGACGGAGAUCCGUUCCGGCGGGAGGUUUCUGGUCAGCCAAAAGGGCAACGUCUCCACUCUGGUCAUCCAGAACUGUUCUCACGGCACGGACAGCGGUUUGUACAUUUGCAAGGUUGAGAACCCCCUGGGGCUGAAGGAGGCGUAUGUUUACCUCACCGUGAUCGGUAAGCAGAUAACCUUUAAAAUGGCAGUCGGCUGGUAUGCUAAGGAACGAGGCGGGGUGAAGGUCGCGCCAGUAAAUGAGUGGGUGGGAAAUGCUUUAUUCAUUCAUUCAUUCUUUCUUUUAGAGUAUUUGUACCCUGCGCUUCGGCCCAGAAGGAGCACAGAGUGUCUUAAGAAGAAUCAACUGAAACAGUGUUUCCCAAACCUGGAUCUCCAGGUGUUUUUGGACUACAACUCCCAUCAUCCCUAGCUAGCAAGACCAGUGGCCAGGGAUGAUGGGAGCUGUAGUCCAAAAGCAGCUGGAGACCCAAGUUUGGGAAACCCUGAACUGAAAACAAGGCAGUGCCUCCACAACAACCCAUAAUACUAGAACUGUGGGCUGUCCAGGGAAGCUCAACUUCCAGGGCAGACGAAAGAAACACAGCACAUAGUUAAACGGGGUGUUUGCUCCUGCAAUGUAGAAUGAUGGCCUCCAACUUGGAUGGUUUUUAAAAGAUUAUUAGGCACAUUGAUGAUGGAGAAGGCUGCCAAUGGCCAUGUUCUGCCUCCACAGUCGGAAGCAGGCAAACUGCCCCUGGAUACCAGCUGCCGGGAGACACAAGUGGGGAAGAAUGUUAUUUCUCUCAGGUCCUGUUUGUGGGGUGGCCAUUGUGAGAACAGGGUGGUGCACUAGGUGGGCCUUGGGCCUAAUCCAGCAGGUCACUUCUUAAGAAGUCUUCUUGGCGGUUUUUGUUUCUUAAAAGAGUGUAGAACCUGAGAAGUAAUAUGAGUUCUGGGGAAAGGCAAUGUGGUACUACUGACUGUUGGAAAGGGAUAAGAUAAAGGGAGACAUUAAUCAUAAAUAAUAAUAAUUUUAUUAUUUAUACCCUGUCCAUUUGGCUCAGUUGCCCCAGGAGAGAAAAAAAACAUACAUCAGGGGAAAAUAAACUCUGCCCCAUUUGGGUAAAUAAACUCUGCCUCAUUGGUCCAUGAGGUUGAAAUAAGAGGCUGAAAGGAGCAGCAUUUUGGAAGCUGCUUUGUGCUGCUCCUUUUCAAUUAUUAUUCUUGACAAGGAUUGAUUGAUUAUAUUGGUAUUAAUAAUAAUAAUAAAUUUUAUUUAUACCCCGCCCUCCUCAGCCAAGGCCGGGUUCAGGGUGGCUAACAAGCAAUAAUAAAAACAAGUUGAAUGAAUACAACUUAAAAACAAGAUUAAAAUAAAAUAAUAAUAAUUACUGCCUGUUUAUUUCUCCAGAGUUUUAUAAUUUUUUUAAAAAAUUGGGUUGCUAUGCCCUGAGACAUUUAAUUGACAGUGAGUUAUUUAUUUUAAAUGAAGACGUUAAAUAGGCCAGAACUGCUAUUUCACUGCUUUUCUUCCCACCCCGCCAAACCACUCCUCCCGCCACAGAGCCAGUGAACAUCGCAGGCAUAGUGGGUGCAAUUGUGGUCCUUUUGCUGCUGGCCGUUCUAGUCCUCUCUGGAGUCCUCUUAUACGCUGGACCCCGUUGGUGCCCAAAAGGUAAGAAACCGCUAGCUCUAAUAACCCUUCCAGGCGACAUAAAAAUAAAAACUAUGAAAAUUACAACUCCCAUCAUCUCUGACCAUUGGCCAUGCUGGCAGGGGCUGAUGGAAAUUGUAGCUCAACAACAUCUGGAGGGUCACAGAUGCCCCCCCUCCUGGUCUAAAACUUGCUACAAGGUUAUUUGAACGGUAUGCAGGCUUUUAGUGGUGAAGUAGAGAGCAGUCAAAGACACCCCAGUUUAUGAAACUCCACUUAAGGCAGGAUUGAAAUCUGUGCAAUGAAUCUCUUCAUUACAGUACCAAAAUCUGGGCUCUCUAUUUAAUUUUAUAUGAUACCCAGUCGGUGGCUUUCAGCACACAUGUGCACAUACAAGAAAAGGAUUUAACAAAAGCCACCGUAUCUCCUGUGAUUUGGGUUCUCUCGGAUUGGGCCAGAAUUGUAGAAACACCACAAGUUUAAUGUAGCGAAACACAAGCUCUAUGCCCUUUGACAUCACAUCAGAUGCAUGUUGUACAUUCUGAGCAAGUGCAUGUUUACCCAUUGAUCUCAAACUGUCUCCUCCUCUCUCUCUCUCUCUCUCUCUCUCUCUCUCUUCCAGCCAACAUGCUCAGGUGAGUGUCUCCUUAAGUGGGCAAGUCCUUAAGCAGCGUCACUUGUUUUGUAUGCAGAAAAUCCCAAAUUCAAUCCCUGGCUUCUCUUAAUUAGAACAGUGGUGGGGAACUAUUUUUUCACAGCCAGAGGGCCACACUCCCUUCUUGGCAAUCACCUAGGGGCUGCAUACCAGCAGUGGGCACGGUCAGAGGCAAAUUGGGCAGAGUAUGUGAAGCUGCGGGGCACGGGUGGCGCUGUGGGUUAAACCACAGAGCCUAGGACUUGCCGAUCAGAAGGUCGGCGGUUCGAAUCCCCGCGACGGGGUGAGCUCCUGUGGUUUGGUCCCUGCUCCUGCCAACCUAGCAGUUUGAAAGCACGUCCAAGUGCAAGUAGAUAAAUAGGUACCGCUCCGGCGGGAAGGUAAACGGCUUUUCCGUGCGCUGCUCUGGUUCGCCAGAAGCGGCUUAGUCAUGCUGGCCACAUGACCCGGAAGCUAUACGCUGGCUCCCUCGGCCAGUAAAGCGAAAUGAGCACCGCAACCCCAGAGUCGGUCACGACUGGACCUAAUGGUCAGGGGUCCCCUUACCCUUUACCUUAUGUGAAGCUGCCCAGUCGGUUGGCACAUCCGGCCCUGCACUGUCUGCACCAGGGAUGGGGAACCUCGUUGGGCAACUUUCCAGGGGCCACAAACCCCUUUUGGGAGGGGCAAGGGACAAAAGUGGACGGAACAGGAAACAUACAUUUUGCCUCUGUAUAGUAAGCUAGUACAGUCGUACCUUGGAUCCUGAACGCCUUGGUACUCGUACGUUUUGGCUCCUGAACGCUGCAAAUCCUGAAGUGAGUGUUCCAGUUUGUGAAUGUUCUUUGGAACCCGAAUGUCUGACCGGGCUUCUGAUUGGCUGCAGGAGUUUCCUGCAGCCAAUCAGAAGCCGCGCUUUGGUUUCCCAAUGUUUUGGAAGUCAAAUGGACUUCCAGAACGGAUUCGGUUUGACUUCUGAGGUACCGCUGUAUCUGUAUCCCAAACUACCUCUCUAUCCUCCAUCCAGCAAGCAAGAGGCAUUAUGGGAGAUGAAGCCCACGUUCAAGCCAGGCAGAAGCCCUUGAAGCUGUGAGCCAGGGAUGUGUCUGGGGAAAGUCCCAAGGGCCACAUUGAGAGGCCUGGGGGGCUGCAUUCAGCCCCAGGGUCUGAGGUUCACCAGUGCUGAGUUAAAAGAGUUGGGUAGCAGGCUAUGGCAAGGACCUUUCACUGCUUGAGCUGCUGCUAGUUGGAGUCACAAAUGUGGAGCUGGAUGGACAAAUGGGCAGCUGACUUGCCUGGGGUGUUUUUUGGUGGCCAGGUCUACCCAUUGAAUCGUGUGGGGGUUCUCCCAACUCUCUCCCAGAACAGAUUCAGACGAGACUUGGUGAAGUGGAGAAAUUUCCAUUGUGCUAGCCAGAGUCCUUGCAAUGGCUUCCACUAACACAUGGACUUUUUUCAGUGGUCCGGUCUACCUGGUGAAAUUCAUUACAGUGGUACCUCGGAUUAAGUAAUUUGUUCCGGAGGUCUGUUCUUAACCUGAAACUGUUCUUAACCUGAAGCACCACUUUAGCUAAUGGGGCCUCCCUCUGCUGCCGCGCCGCUGGAGCACGAUUUCUGUUCUAUUCCUGAAGCAAAGUUCUUAACCCGAGGUACUAUUUCUGGAUUAGCGGAGUCUGUAACCUGAAGCGUAUGUUACCUGAAGCGUAUGUAACCCGAGGUACCACUCUAUUCAACAGAGGCAUCUGUGCUGAUGGGGGGGGACCUCUACCAAGAACCCCACCCCCAAGUUGCAUUAUAGCUGCACAACAACCCCAGCAGAAGCGGAUUUAGGGGAGUGCAACUGGUUUGGUCGCACUGGGUGCAGAGCCUCUGGGUAGCAUAGGGGCCACCGCAGCUACAACACAGAAUGGAGGGUGAGAGGCAGGGGUGCCGAAUUUUGGCAUUGCACAGGGAACCGUUGAAAUCUGAAACCCCAAAGUCUGCCACCGACCCCAGUCCAUUUCCUUCUGCUGCGAGGGAUAAACCCUGGGAGCUGUUCGCAGAUGCAGUUGAGAGGGCAGACGGCAUAAAAUUCCUUGCCUGAUGAAGAGGAGGAGGCGGCAGGGAAAGGUCCCGCUGACCGUUCUCUUAACUUUCCAUCCUUCUGACCGCCGUAGGAAUCGAGAUGCAAGCGAUAUCCUUGUGCUGAUGGAUUCGGAAGAAGAGGAUCCGCUGGCGGAAGCAGCCGGGGAGCCCGCUUCAGAUCAGGGGGUUGCCCUGGCUAAUGGAGGGUCUGCCACGCCUCACCAAAGUAAGCUGUGAACCUUUUCUUAAUUUCUUUAUUAGCAGACCAUUACAGAAUUUUAUAGCGAUUGACAACCAUUACUGGCUCUUUCCUAGCCCCUCAUCUGAAGCUACAGGAGAAAAGGGCAUGCAAGACAGACAACUCCUCAGCCUUGUUACAGGGCAGCACCUAUUGUAUCUGCUACCUGACAUAUCAGAGGGGAGAACAUAAAAAACUUGCUAGAGAGAGCAGAUUCUCCAAGUGUCCUAUUUUCCAGGGACGUCCCUGAUUUAGAGAAGCCGUCCCGGCUUCUGAUUUGAUCCCAGAAUGUCCCAAUUUUCCUCAGGACACCCCUAUUUUCAUUGGAGAAAUGUUGGAGGGUGGAGAGUUAUCCUAUCCCUGAGCCAUCUGAAGGCAAUCCUGUAUAGUGAGGGUUUUUUUUCUAAAAAUGUUUAAUUUUUAAAAUAUAUAUAUGUUGGGGACGCAGGUGGCGCUGUGGGUUAAACCACAGAGCCUAGGGCUUGCCGAUCAGAAGGUUGUGGUUCGACUCCCCGUGACGGGGUGAGCUCCCAUUGCUUGGUCCCUGCUCCUGCCAACCUAGCAGUUCGAAAGCACGUCCAAGUGCAAGUAGAUAAAUAGGUACUGCUCUGGCGGGAAGGUAAACGGCAUUUCUGUGUGCUGCUCUGGUUUCGCCAGAAGCAGCUUAGUCAUGCUGUCCACAUGACCCGGAAGCUGUACGCCGGCUCCCUCGGCCAGUAAAGCGAGAUGAGCGCCGCAACCGCAGAGUUGGCCACGACUGGACCUAAUGGUCAGGGGUCCCUUUACCUUAUAUAUAUAUGUUGGAAGCUGCCCAGAGUGGCUAGGGCAACCCAGUAAAAAUGUGUGGGGUAUAAAUAGUAAAUUUAUCAUUAUGGGAUGGGACGUCCCUAUUUUCACUGGAGAGAUGUUGGAGGGUAUGAGAGAAAGUCUUCCUAUAUAUUUAGGAAUAGUUAACCACCCCCAGAAUAGCAUUACAAGGGAGGAAUGGUCACCCCAGUGCAUGAUGGGUUGAGAAUUCCAGUGCAGUUCCUUGAAGCUCUCAGAAAUCUGUAACCAAAAGCCUCUGUUUAUUAACAAUCUCUUCAGAUCCAUGGUUCACAGUUACGAGGGUGGUAGACCUGCUGAGGUAACUGUGAACCUUCACAGCCUGAGUCAUGCCUUUAGUGGGCCGCUAUGUGCUGUUUUUGCCAUCGCUGCCUCUAGUAGUAUUCCGGAUCAUAAUUAAAACAUGCAGUAAAACUUACAGCGAUGGCGUGACUCUGGAAAAGGAUUGAGAAAUAGCAAUCAACCUUAUUGCGGUUGCAAAGAGCAUGAUAGCUAAAAAUUGGAGGGAGAAAAGUUUAUCUCCUACUGUACGUAAAUGGUUUUUUUGGGGGGGAAGUCUAUAGUAACAAAGAUUAAGUUAAGGAUAGAGAUAGAGAUGAUAAGGAAAACUGGAAGACACAAUGAGAGGUAAAGGAGGUGCUGUGGGAUUGGUGGAAGUCAAUGUUUGUUUUUCUUUUUAGUGUUUAUAUUAUUAAUUUGUAAUAUUUGUAUUUUUUUUGUAUGCUUGUUUUUGUGUUUUGUGUAUUGUUAUUUUUCGUUGUUGUUGUGUGGAGAAUACUAAUAAAAUUAAUAAUUAAAAUAAUAAUAAUAAUAAAGUUAACUUAAUUAUAAAAGAAUACAUAUAACCCAGAGAUAUUCAACCUUUUUGAGCCCACGGCUCCCUUGACAAACUGCAUUCUUUCUGUGACAACCCUGUUAUGUCACCCCUUGCCUGCAGAGCUGACAGCCUCUCACCCUUUUCCGAACACCUUCCCUUGUGGAGUGUUUCCUGAGCCUUCUCUCCCCUCCCCUCUCCUUGGGAGUCCUCCGGGCGGCUCUUGCAGCCACCCCUGGUCUCCGAGCUUCCUCCCCCUGCCCCAAAGAGAGGUGCCUCCUCACACUGCCCCACAGGGGUCUGGGAAGAGGAUGCCCCCAGCCUUAAUGGUCCAAUGGAGAUUGGCCAAAGGUGAACAUGAGGCCAGCACCUUACCUUGGGAGGCAGCAGUGGCAACAGUAGGUGCUGCCAGGCCAACAUGGUGGAAAGGCUCUUUCAGCACCAGGUACUCAGCUCCCAGGCAAGCCUUGCACACAGCAAUCACAAGGAAGUCCAGAACAGUUCCUGCCUGGCCUCCCACUUGUCUGUCCGUUCCCAACAAUAAGGGCUGGUGGACUGGCUGGCUGGGCUCCCUCACCCGCUUGUUUGCUUACUCUGAUGCUGCCUCAGCUCCUGGCAACCAUCACCCCCUGGCCAGCCCCAGAGGCACCAUUCACCUAUGGAGCUUGUAGCCAGGGCUGCUGCAACAAACAGCUGUGCAAGCCUUUGGGAGGCAGAGAUGUGAGAGGGCAUCAGAGGAGGGAGGGAAGGAAAGAGGGCCAGAGACCAGUGUUGCCCAUGGCACCCAUGACAAUCAUUCAAGGCACCCCAGGGUGCCACGGCACACUGGUUGAAAACCACUGAUAUAACCUAAUAGGUUUUUUGGGGGAAAUGGGCAUUUUUUGUAAUUUUUGUAGUACAGUAAGCCUAACGAUAAUGUUUGUGCUGCUUUCAACUUGUUGUAAUGGGGUGAUUAUUUCUUUCAUGGUGUUUUGGUUUACUUUAUGGAAUCUAAAUUAAAUUUACUUAUUUUUUUUAAAAAGCCAGCAUGCAGCAAACUGAUCCUAUGAAAAGAACCCAGCCAUUAAAACAGGAAGCUUGGGGCAGGAGCUGAAGGAGAUGUGCUGGUGUAAGUUUCACUCCCUUGUUCUUUGUUUCAGGCCCCCAGGCAGACGUGCCUAGUGAAAGUUCUCUUGAGGACACCAACAGAGAAACCAGGUCCAAAAUGUAGAGGGAGCUCUCUUCAUCGUUGCCUUUCCGUGUGUGCUAGGAACCAAAGCUUCACCGCAAUGUAACUCUGCUCUGAUCCUGGCCCGGGGAGAAGGAAGGAGUUCACUUGGCAGCCAGAUCAUUCUCAGAGGCCUUCUUCAUCCCGUCUUGAUCAUGCCCUUCCACAUUUUUCAUAAUUCUCCCGCCUGCUCUUUCUUCCUUCCUCUCGUCCUUUAAAGAAAAAAAAGACUGAGCUUGAAACUUCAUGGCAGCGAUACAGGAAAUGUGCAGGGAGGGGGCAGGAGCAGGCCAGUUUCCUUCCUUAGGAGCAAGAUGGAAAGAUCCAGGCUGUGUUAGGAAGGAGCUUCGCUGGGCAAGAGAUCCUCCAGGGCAGCUUGAAGGGCUGGAAGGAGGGGGUUGUCUUGAACCCAGUUCCGUUUGCCCAGCUUGGCAUGAAAAUGAAUUGGGUUCUUCUGAUCCUUGUCCAUGCCUAUGGGCAGGAUUGCAGGGGGUUGGAAUAGAUGAGCCUUGAGGUCCCUUUGAGCUCUACAAUUCUGUGAUUCAUUGGCUUGCGUAUUUACAGCAAAGUGGAGGCAGCUGGCACAACGAUGCUUCCUCUGUGGCCUUAAGCAAGCUGAAUGUACCCCUCUUAACUCCUUCUGUUCUGGGAUUCUCUUUUGGGAAGGGCUUGUAGCUCAGGGACUAGAGGAUCUGCCUUGCAUGCAGGAGGUCCCUGGUUCAGUCCCUGGCAUCUCCAGUUGGGACUGGAAUAAGACUCCCUGUCUGGAGAGCUGCCAGUCACUGUAGGCAAUACUGAGCUUGAUGGACAAGUGACUGUUUUCCUGUGUCUUUUAGAGAAAGAGCUGUAGCUCAGUGGAAGAGCAUGCAGCAGGCCCCUGGCUCAAUCGCAAAUGGCAUCUCCAUGUAGCUAAGAGAGACUAAAUCCUGGAGAGCCACUGCUGGUCUGUUUAGGCAUGAUUCUGCAUAAGGCUGCCUCCUGUGUGGGGUUUUCAGCAGUAAAUGAAUUUCAAGUUUAGGGGCAAUGUAAACCUGAAAAGGUACCAGGCUGCUGUGAGCUGCGGAGUGGUGCAAUAAAGCAAGGCCUAUGGAGAAAGAAUGAAGUCUGUAGGCUUCUCAGAUCUCCUUUGUAGAAUCCUACGAUCAUAAAGCAUUAGAUGCCCUGGUCUAAAAACACUAGAUGGGAAUCUUAUUUAUGUCUUUCAGACAAAAUUUGGGGAUGUCGUGAAUCUGGGUUAUGCCAGUGGAGGCCUUACCCGAUAAAACACUGAAUGUAGUUAAUAUGAAAUAAAUAUUGUGCCCUAUUGCUGCAUAAGCCCAUUCUGCAGAUGGGUUAAAAACCCCCAAUGAUGUCACCAGUUCAUGGUAGCUGCAGACCUCCAGGAUGGUUUCCUGAGUGAGCACAACUGAAGCAAAUGGGAGCCAUCUAGGAGUACAGAUCAGCUCACACUCAUUUCGGUGGGGCCUGUUUGAGUAGACUGUGCCCCCUUCCAAAAUCAAUUUUCUAGCCCAUCCAGUUACUUGUGUGUUUCUGUGUGCCACAGGCUGGCUUGGGCUGUGGGGUUUGGUAAGCUGCUCGCUUAAGAAAGAAUUGUUACCUGGAGGCAACAGCUGGUCUCAAACUCAGUUCCAAAGAGUUGUAGAAACACAGAUUUUUCUUCUGGAGAACCUAACUGUGGAGGUGAUCUUUUGCUUAUGGAAUAAAAAUGUGUAUUUUGCAUCCAA